Messenger RNA from Lactuca virosa, 963 nucleotides. The record is from the annotation of a GenBank genome assembly. Lineage: Eukaryota; Viridiplantae; Streptophyta; Magnoliopsida; Asterales; Asteraceae.
AUGAUCAAAUCGGUCCUGAUUGGUGAAGCUCACAACCUAGAUCUUCUUAGUUGUCUUCCCAGAUUUAUGGUUGAUGGAAACGAUUUGAUGGAAGGCAUUAAGUAUUUGGGUGGGCUUCAAGUUGCACUCAGAUUUCAUUCAUCAGUGGAUGCCAGAGACUUCCUUGUCGAUGAAUCAAGAUGGAAAGAGUGGUUUAGAUGGCUAUCCAGGGGAGACCAGUUUGAACUAAGAUUCGAGAGGAUAGCUUGGCUGAAAAUAGUGGGUCUUCCUGUAAGAUACUGGGAUAACAAAAAUCUUUCUAGAAUUGUUAAACAUCGGGGGAAAAUCAUUACUCCUAUGGAAGAUAUGUUUAUUAGAACAGAUCUCUCCAUGAUAAAAAUUGGCAUUAUCACCUCAUAUCGAAGAUGGAUCAAUGAAGAGGUCAAUGCUGUAGCGAAUGGAAAAACUAUCAGGAUUGGAGUAUUUGAGUUUGCUGAUGAAUGGUCUCCCUUUGGUACAUCAUCCUCUCAUGAGGUGGAAGAUAGUUCGGAGGUUUCUGGCGAUAACGACGUAGAUGACGAAGGUAUAUCAGAAACUGACAUGAAUGACGGAGUUAAAGAAGUGGAAGAUGGUGAAAUAUGUCCAGAAGCCAUGAACGACGAGGAUAAUGACAUGGAAGAUGGUGAAAUAUGUCCAGAUAAUCUUAAGAGCACAUCUCCGGUAGCUCUUGGUUGUAAGUCCCGGGGUGGAUCCGAUGAUCAGCGGGCUGACUCAAUCCCGUCGGCUCAUGAAUAUGGAGAGACGACGACACAGGGGCACGAUGCGGAUGCGCAGACCGUUGACCUUCCUCCUCGAGACUCUUCUUGCUUGGAACCUCAACCGACGUUAUUGGAACCUGGUGAGAUUAAUGCCAACAUUAAAACAACGAAGUUCCCGAUCACUGGCGGUACACCUAACACUGGAGUUGGAAAAUAUGGGCUGUAA